Messenger RNA from Melospiza melodia melodia, 346 nucleotides. RefSeq names its product serine/threonine-protein kinase PAK 3-like. Lineage: Eukaryota; Metazoa; Chordata; Aves; Passeriformes; Passerellidae. Gene Ontology annotation, molecular function: protein serine/threonine kinase activity. The record is from RefSeq and is a predicted model, not a curated record. Bases 1 to 270 code for a protein of 89 amino acids. Gene Ontology annotation, cellular component: cytoplasm. The transcript has 3 exons. Gene Ontology annotation, biological process: protein phosphorylation; intracellular signal transduction; regulation of MAPK cascade.
AUGGUGGAACAAGAAGUUCCUUCCUGGAAUGCAACUCCUGUCUUGCCCCAACUCCUGAUAGCCACAGGAGGAAGACAAAAGCUGCAGCAGCCCAACCUAUUUUCAUCUUGCCUGCGUGACUUCCUGAGCUGCUGCCUGCAGAGAGACGAGGCGCGGCGCUGGUCUGCCAAGGAGCUCCUGCAGCAUCCAUUUGUAAGAUUUGCUGAGCCUGCGUCCAGCCUGGUGCCACUGAUUGUUUCAGUGAAGAAGAGGAAGGAGACAAGAAUGUGAUAAUCACAUCAGGACUAUUUAUUCCUCAAUCAGUUUAGAGUAGGAUUGUAGGUUAGGAUUAGGAUUAGGAUUAGGA